AGCGCAUGCCCCAGCAGUUCAGAACGCCAUCUUGGAAUUUGAAUGUUGUGAAUUCGAAAAUUGGUUGUGCAGAAAAACUGACGAAAAAACAGUCCUGUAGUUCAUAGACGGUUUCGGAGGCCACCUUUGGUUCGAGGAGGCUUUGUAUUUUCGACUCAAGGAGAACCUGAUUUGAACCAUGAGUACUUACCAGAUGAACUCAGGAGGGGGAGGCGGCAACACCAGGAUGAUGAAUCAAGGAGGUGGAAAUUACAUGGAUCUUCCUGACAUGCGUGAAAACAAACAACAAGAGACGAUGAUGUGGUCACAGAACACCUACAUGCAGGAUUCUGGAAUCCACUCGGGCGCCACCACCCAAGCUCCGUCAAUCAGCAGCAAGGGAGGCGGAAUGAAGGAUGAGAUGGAGGAGCCGACCGCCACCCAAGACAACAUGGAGACCUCCAGGAUGAUGUUCGACUGGGACCAGAGCUACAACCCUGGUUACACCCAGGAACAGGUUGAUGAGGUGAGUCGUCAGCUGAAUCAGACACGUACACAGCGUGUGCGGGAUGCCAUGUUCCCAGAAACCCUGGACGAGGGCAUGCAGAUUCCAUCCACACAGCUUCAUCCCGAUGAGCCUACAGCGGUACAGAGACUGGCAGAACCAUCACAGAUGCUGAAACAUGCCGUCAUUAACCUGAUCAACUACCAGGAUGAUGCUGAUCUUGCCACAAGGGCAAUCCCAGAACUGACCAAGCUUCUGAACGAUGAAGAUCAAGUUGUGGUCAGUCAGGCCGCCAUGAUGGUCCAUCAGUUGUCCAAGAAAGAGGCUAGUCGUCAUGCAAUCAUGAACUCGCCACAAAUGGUGGCGGCUCUCGUCCGCGCCAUGAGCAACACCAAUGACAUGGAGACAACCCGGUGUGCAGCUGGCACACUCCACAACCUCUCCCAUCAUCGACAGGGACUGCUGGCCAUAUUCAAAUCUGGUGGAAUACCGGCACUUGUCAAGUUACUGAGCUCGCCCAUUGAAUCUGUCCUAUUUUACGCCAUUACUACACUGCACAACCUUCUCUUGCAUCAAGACGGAUCCAAGAUGGCGGUUCGACUAGCAGGAGGUUUACAAAAAAUGGUUGCAUUGCUUCAGAGGAAUAAUGUAAAAUUUCUAGCUAUCACCACAGACUGUCUACAAAUUCUGGCCUACGGCAACCAGGAAAGCAAGCUGAUAAUCUUGGCAAGCGGAGGCCCUGGCGAGCUUGUGCGCAUCAUGCGUUCAUACACAUACGAGAAACUGCUGUGGACCACAUCACGAGUCCUCAAAGUUUUGUCUGUCUGCUCCAGUAACAAGCCAGCUGUGGUUGAAGCUGGAGGUAUGCAGGCUUUGGCCAUGAACCUUGGACACCAGAGUCAGCGCCUUGUACAGAACUGUCUCUGGACGAUCAGAAAUCUGUCGGACGCCGCCACCAAAUGUGAUAACCUGGAAGGACUUCUCAAGAUGUUGGUACAUCUCCUGUCGUCCAGUGAUCUCAACGUUGUCACAUGUGCAGCAGGCAUUCUCUCGAAUUUGACCUGUAACAACCAGAUGAACAAGGUGAUCGUGUGCCAGUUAGGAGGAAUCGAGGCCCUCGUACGAACCAUCUUACAGGCUGGGGACCGCGAGGACAUCACAGAACCAGCAGUGUGUGCCCUGCGCCAUUUGACAAGUCGCCAUCAAGAGUCUGAGAUGGCCCAGAAUGCUGUGCGUUUCCACUAUGGUUUACCCGUCCUGGUCAAACUUCUCCACCCACCAAGCCGCUGGCCUCUGAUAAAGGCAGUAGUCGGCCUUAUCAGGAACCUUGCCCUGUGUCCGGCCAACCAUGCCCCUCUCAGGGAACACGGGGCACUGCCUCGUAUUGUCCAUCUGCUGAUCAGAGCCCACCAAGACACACAGAGGAGAGCUUCUAUCAGUUCAAAUGGUCAGGGUUCUGGAUACGUUGACGGAGUAAGAAUGGAGGAGAUUGUGGAGGGAACUGUUGGAGCUUUACACAUCCUUGCCCGCGAGGCUCACAACCGUGCUGUCAUCCGAGGACUAAACUGUAUCCCACUGUUUGUACAGUUGUUGUACUCGCCCAUUGAGAACAUUCAGCGUGUGGCAGCAGGAGUCCUGUGUGAAUUAGCCGCUGACAAGGAAGGCGCAGAGCUCAUAGAACAGGAGGGGGCCACAGCACCUCUCACAGAACUGCUCCACUCCAGGAACGAGGGUGUCGCCACAUAUGCUGCUGCAGUCCUGUUCCGCAUGUCCGAAGAUAAACCCCAGGAUUACAAAAAGAGACUUUCUGUUGAAUUGACCAGCUCUCUAUUUAGAGGGGACCAGAAUAUUGCAUCCUGGACUGAGCCUCCAGGUUUUGACGACGUUGGUAUGAUGGGACAUGACGACUCCUACAGAGACCAGAUGUAUCAGCCUCAGCACCAUGGCAGCCAGGGCAGUAUGCACAGUGGUAGCCAGCACGACAUGAGUAGGGGUUACGAGCCACAGGUGCCCACAGACUCCAUGCAGGGACUUGAGAUCGGCAGUCACCACGGUAGCCAAUAUGGUGGUCCCAUGGACAACAUACCUGAUCUUGGGGCUCCAACACAAUCUGGAGAACUGAAUUUCGAAACCCUUGAGCCUUCUCUGCCCCCACAGCAAGGUGGUAGUCAGGGAAACAUGGACAACUGGUACGACACAGAUCUGUGAGGCAUGACAAGUCAUUCAAACCAGGAAAAACAUGAACAGUUUGACAGGUCGUCUGGGUCAAAGUUUAUAUAACACAUGUGUGCAGCCAAAAGCUUGGACAAAUAUACUAAAACCCAGAGACCACGAGCGGAAUUGGAUGAUCCCAUUUCUCCACCAGUCUUUUGUUUUACAAAAUUCAUCUUGUGGUUAUGUGUUUGUAAAAAAAUCUGCUGCAUGAUUGUUUAAGAUUUUUGGAGCAUAUAAACAGACAGUUGGUUGGAUCUGAACACAGCCCAAGGACAUUUUAGGAACUGUGCAGUCUUAAGGCUAUAUUCUUAGACAAUUUGUAUUUAAGAAAGGAUUUUAAUUUACAUACAGUUUGUUUUUAUUGAGAAUGGUACAAAGGUACUCUUGGUAUUUAAAAGAAGACUGGUUUUUAUUACACAGCGAAAUGGACCUAUGAGGAAAAUUUGUAUUCAGAUUUUACAAGUAAAGGUUGUCCUUAACAACAUAGUCGAGACGAUUUAUAAUCUACAUGUCAUAGUCGUGUUUCUAUACAUUUAAUAUGUCAUUACUUGGAUAUUGUUUACAUAAAUCGUAAAUUAUUCAUCUUGGGUAAUAACCAAAUAAAAAAAACGCCACAUUUUUUUUUACUCAUCAUGUUUCAUAAAUGUCUCUGUAUAUUUCAUCAGGUCUCUUCGAAAGCUUUUUCUCUUUUUGGAAAUCAAAUUAUUACUUUUUCCAAAUUUUCAAAGUGAAAGUAAAUUUAAUGCAUCUAGAUGAACUCAUUGAGUGUGUUUUAGACCAUGCAGUUUAAAUAGGAUCUAGACAACAUUUUCAGUCGUUUAAAUCAGUAACAUUGGUUUGGGUUAAUAAUUCACAUUGAAAUUGUGAGGGUAAAAAUAAACAUUGAACACUGAGAGACAUAUUGAAGGACACAAGCUGGACCAGAGGUUAUUUGUAAAUAUUCAGUCAUUCCAAUUCGCAUCCAUCCAUCAUACAACAAAAAGAACACAUCACAAUAUUUUUUUGAAAUUUAAAUUUCAUUCAUUUAAAUUCAUACUUGGUAUUUAAAAACAUUUAAAUUGAUGACUAUUUAUCAAAAAUUAUUCGAAACAUUUAUAAUAUUUGGUAAGACAGGCAAAGGUCCAAUAAGUUAUUAAACUUUAUGAAGCUGUGUUGAUGCCAGUCAUUUUAUCAUCAAAGAUUUUAACUUAAAUGUUGUGAUGUGAUUUUAAAAUUUCGUUUUUAAUCGCAUGUGCCUACUGAACAAAAUCGUCUGAGCCCUACAUAUCAGAUUACCAUAUUUAGGCGAGUAUAUCCAUCCAGCUAGUUAAAUCAUGUCAUUUUGGUAUCAUAUUACACCCAUCUGUCAUAGUAUUGUACAUAUAUUUCUGUAAUUAUUUUCGAUAUGUUUUCUGUCUUUACAUUUUAGUUAGACUAUAUUAGACAUAGACUUUGAUUUUUUUACAAUUUCUCUCUUUCUCAGCUCUUCAUUCUGAUUCGUAGACAAAUUUAGACAGAUGAGAUGAAGAUUGUUUCUGCAAUAUACCAAUGCCGUCGAUCCUUAUUGAAAUAGAAACUUGUAGAUCAAGUCACAUGUAGAAAUAGUUUAUACGCAUGUUCUAUUUAAUGAAAUAAAGAUGGCAUUUUUGUAAUAAA
Mizuhopecten yessoensis (Yesso scallop) is the source of this 4333-nucleotide messenger RNA. Its product is annotated as catenin beta-like. Lineage: Eukaryota; Metazoa; Mollusca; Bivalvia; Pectinida; Pectinidae. Gene Ontology annotation, molecular function: protein phosphatase binding; cadherin binding; transcription coactivator activity. The record is from RefSeq and is a predicted model, not a curated record. The transcript is spliced from 15 exons. The coding region runs from base 179 to 2692 and encodes 837 amino acids. Gene Ontology annotation, cellular component: catenin complex; adherens junction. Gene Ontology annotation, biological process: positive regulation of transcription by RNA polymerase II; cell adhesion.